AGUAAUUCACCUAUCUAAGGGUUGGUAAACGGUCCUGAAUUGUGAAUUGGACAUUGGUAAUUUGGUAUGUAAAAGCCAUUGGCACAGUGAGUGCAGGGAAGAUGGUGGAAAGAUUCUUCCACCUCCCUAAUCCAGAUAACAAUAGGAGCUGCCGGGACCGCAGCGACUCUGUCAUUCUUCUUUCCGGCCCUCCUUCCUCGUACCGUCCAAUUUCUUAUUGUUUCUGUCCAAAGAUAUUACCUGUCUCACCCCUGUCUGCAACAUAGCUUGAGCUUCGAUCUCAAAUCUGACUUUAUUUUACGCAGAGGAAAAACCUCUUUGCUGUUCCAAUAUGCAUUGAACGCCGCCAUGGGGAGCGGCUCCGCCGUUGUGUUCAUUUCCAACCGUCAGAAGUUAGAAGCAAAACCCCCAUUUCUCUCUCAGGGCGUCGAACCUUCUUCCGAUAUUUUUCAGCGUAUUCACAUGAAGUAUAUAGAUAAUGAAGAAGGGAUUAAGAAAUACUUCGCUGCAUUUCAUGUUCACGAUGAAAUCCCUGUUUCAGUUAUUAUUGAUGAUUUUGCUGAUUUCUUUGAUGAUAGAGAAUCAGGACAGUGCCGACUUCUUCUCUCUGAUACUCAUCAUGGUGACAAUCCAAGGUUGCUUUACAUAUAUAAGAGAUGGGUCUCCUCCAUUUACACUAUUAGAGGGGAUGGAUUUGGGUCAUUUUUCCUUAGGAGGAGCUGCAAAUUUGGCGUUGACAAAUCAAGUGGAUCAAAAACAGCGAAAUAUUCAGUAUCUCUUCAGUACUUGCUGCUGGAAGGUAUUUCUGAAGAUGCAGAAGAAUGAAACUAAAAAAAAAAAAGUUGUGUUGCUACAAAUUUAUUCGUGUAUUCUUGUAGAUGUCUUAUUAUGUGUAGUCUGAGAUGCAAGACAAUGAUAGUUUUGUCAUCUAAUACUUUUUGACAUGUGUACAACUUAAAAUCAUGUUUUAAAAUACCUCAUUCUAUGAUCAUGUUUGUCGUGCUCUCUUAUGGGCCUUGUGGCCAUUUAGUUUUUUCUCUUUCAAAAAU
This is a messenger RNA of Cuscuta epithymum, 1049 nucleotides long. NCBI's taxonomy places the organism in Eukaryota, Viridiplantae, Streptophyta, Magnoliopsida, Solanales, Convolvulaceae. The record is from the annotation of a GenBank genome assembly.